AUGCCGUGGAAGCGCGGCCAGGGAAGCGUUGCCGAGUAUCCUCCGUCUCCCGUAUCACACCUCAGCCUACGGUGGGAGCUACCAUUGACCUCUGCCAACCCAAAUAAAGCAAGGUCAUUUCCACAUUGUCAGAUCGAGACCAUUACUGCAUGCAGCAAGCAGGCUUACGUGUGCACCGACUCGUACUUUGAUUCCAGCCUCCACCUUAUGGAUAUCAAAGAAUGGCCGCACGACCAGAAUUGCAAGAUCACCGGCGGCACAGAUAUUGAUUUACAAUCUUUUCACUGCGACUGGGAUGUCGCGUCUCCCUUGCUUUCGCGCCUUGCGAAUUGCAAUACUCUCCUCCCCGUCACCGUUCCACAAUUAGCGUUGCUGGUUCGUUAG
Molecule: messenger RNA, 384 nt
Organism: Plenodomus lingam JN3
Lineage: Eukaryota; Fungi; Ascomycota; Dothideomycetes; Pleosporales; Leptosphaeriaceae
Source: RefSeq, a predicted model, not a curated record